Molecule: messenger RNA, 4270 nt
Organism: Hipposideros armiger (great roundleaf bat)
Lineage: Eukaryota; Metazoa; Chordata; Mammalia; Chiroptera; Hipposideridae
Gene: DCLK2
Product: doublecortin like kinase 2
Exons: 17
Coding region: 815-3163 (782 amino acids)
Biological process (GO): protein phosphorylation; intracellular signal transduction
Molecular function (GO): ATP binding; protein kinase activity
Source: RefSeq, a predicted model, not a curated record
CUCCCUGCCGACGCUCCCUGGUUUUGGCAUCCCUUGGGGGCAAGAAGCCCCCUCCAGCCCUGGCAGCGGGCCGGGCCCGCGUCGUAGAGGAACCCGGGCGCGGAUGCGCUCUGGCGGGCUGGGCCGGUCGGCCGCGUGGGAGGCGGGCUGCAUUAUUUCCCGCUAGGGCCGGACUCGGCAGCGGGAGGGAGCCCCGCACGGCGCCCCUCGGGCAGGGCCUGCGGGCGAGCGCGGCGGCGGCGCCGCAGCGGGGCCUGGAGCCGGGCGCGUGGGCGGGCCGGGCUGUGCGCGCCGCCCCCACGGGCCCGCGACGCCGCUCCCACGCUCCCAGCCCCUCCCCCCUUCCUUCCUUCCUUCCCCGCUGCGCUCCCGGGAGCCGCCGGCGGACGCGAGCCGCGCUGGGCGGGCGAGCUUUGUGUGCGCCCGCGGGCCCGGGGCGAGCCUCGGGCGGCCCAGCUUGGCGGCUCCCGGCCGGCUCCCGAGCGGGAGCUGUGAGGCGUGGCUGGGCGAAGGAGGCGUGGGGCCCCCCGGCGGGCGGGAGGGACCGAGCCGGCGGGGCUGGACAAUGAGCCCGGUAGCUCCACGCUGCGGUCACUUUUAGGGGGGGGCGCGGGCCGGCCGGUGCAUCCGCAGCUCAGCGGCCCCACCUGCGAGGAGAGGGCGGGACGCCAGAACCAGGUGUCCCAGCGCCUUAAGGCCCCGCGCAAUCUGGCAUCCCUGAGCUGGUUCUCGCAUUGACACGAGGCUACCUGCAAGCUUUAGCUAGGACUUCUUUUUUUUUUUUUUUUUCCGGGGAGCCCUUGGAGCAGCCGCGAUGGCCAGUACCAGGAGUAUUGAACUGGAGCACUUUGAGGAACGGGACAAAAGACCGCGACCCGGGUCGCGGAGAGGGGCGCCCAGCUCCUCCGGGGGCAGUAGCAGCUCGGGCCCCAAGGGCAACGGGCUCAUCCCCAGCCCGGCGCACAGUGCCCACUGCAGCUUCUACCGCACGCGGACCCUGCAGGCCCUGAGCUCGGAAAAAAAGGCCAAGAAGGCGCGCUUCUACCGGAAUGGGGACCGCUACUUCAAGGGCCUGCUGUUUGCCAUCUCCAGCGACCGCUUCCGGUCCUUCGAUGCCCUGCUCAUGGAGCUCACCCGCUCCCUGUCGGACAACGUGAACCUGCCUCAGGGUGUCCGCACCAUCUACACCAUCGACGGCAGCAGGAAGGUCACCAGCCUGGAUGAGCUGCUGGAAGGUGAGAGUUACGUGUGUGCGUCAAACGAACCAUUUCGCAAAGUUGAUUACACCAAAAACAUUAAUCCGAACUGGUCUGUGAACAUCAAGGGUGGGACCACCCGCGCCUCGCCUGCUCCCGCCUCAGUGAAAAGCGAAGUGAAGGAGAGUAAGGAUUUCAUCAAGCCCAAAUUAGUGACCGUGAUUCGAAGUGGAGUGAAGCCUAGAAAAGCCGUGCGGAUCCUUCUCAAUAAGAAGACUGCUCAUUCCUUUGAACAAGUCUUAACAGAUAUCACCGAAGCCAUUAAACUAGACUCAGGAGUGGUCAAGAGGCUCUGCACACUGGACGGGAAGCAGGUUACUUGUCUGCAGGACUUUUUUGGUGAUGACGAUGUGUUUAUUGCAUGCGGACCUGAGAAAUUCCGUUACGCCCAAGAUGACUUUGUCCUGGACCACAGUGAAUGCCGUGUCUUGAAGUCAUCUUAUUCUCGCUCCUCAGCUAAGUAUUCUGGAUCCAAAAGCCCUGGGCCCUCUCGACGCAGCAAAUCGCCAGCUUCAGUAAGGAGGGGAGGUCCCUACUCCAGUGCCUACUCUACAACCAAAUCCCCAGUUAAUGGAACUCCCAGCAGCCAGCUUUCUACUCCUAAAUCUACGAAAUCCUCCAGUUCCUCUCCAACUAGCCCAGGAAGUUUCAGAGGAUUAAAGCAGAUUUCUGCACAUGGCAGAUCUUCCUCCAACAUAAAUGGUGGACCUGAACUUGAUCGUUGCAUGAGUCCUGAAGGUGUGAAUGGAAACAGGUGCUCUGAGUCAUCAACUCUUCUUGAGAAAUACAAAAUUGGAAAGGUCAUUGGCGAUGGCAAUUUUGCAGUAGUCAAAGAGUGCAUGGACAGGUCCACCGGAAAGGAGUUUGCCCUGAAGAUUAUAGACAAAGCCAAGUGUUGUGGAAAGGAACACCUGAUCGAGAACGAAGUGUCAAUCCUGCGCCGAGUGAAGCAUCCAAACAUCAUCAUGCUGGUGGAGGAGAUGGAAACAGCUACUGAGCUCUUUCUGGUGAUGGAAUUGGUCAAAGGUGGCGAUCUCUUUGAUGCAAUUACCUCUUCAACCAAGUACACCGAGAGAGAUGGCAGUGCCAUGGUGUACAACCUGGCCAGCGCCCUCAGGUAUCUCCACAGCCUCAGCAUUGUGCACAGAGACAUCAAGCCAGAGAACCUCUUGGUGUGUGAAUAUCCUGAUGGAACCAAGUCUUUGAAACUGGGAGACUUUGGGCUGGCUACUGUGGUGGAAGGCCCCUUAUACACCGUCUGCGGCACACCAACUUACGUGGCUCCAGAAAUCAUUGCUGAAACUGGCUAUGGCCUGAAGGUGGACAUUUGGGCAGCAGGCGUGAUCACGUACAUACUUCUCUGUGGAUUCCCACCAUUCCGAAGUGAGAACAAUCUGCAGGAAGAUCUCUUCGACCAGAUCUUGGCUGGGAAGCUGGAGUUUCCAGCCCCCUACUGGGAUAAUAUCACGGAUUCGGCAAAGGAAUUAAUCAGUCAGAUGCUUCAGGUAAACGUUGAAGCUCGGUGUACUGCGGGGCAAAUCCUGAGUCACCCCUGGGUGUCUGAUGAUGCCUCCCAGGAGAAUAAUAUGCAAGCUGAAGUAACAGGUAAACUGAAGCAGCACUUUAAUAACGCGCUCCCCAAACAGAACAGCACCGCCACUGGGGUGUCUGUUAUCAUGAACACGGCUCUAGAUAAGGAGGGACAGAUCUUCUGCAGCAAACACUGUCAGGACAGCGGCCGACCCGGGACGGAGCCCACUUCUCCAGUUCCUCCCUCCGCCGAGGAGACCCCUGUGUCCGGGGUGGCAGCCGUGGCCCCUGCCCCUCCGGAAACUCCCACACCCCCCUGCCCUUCUGCUGCCACGGGCUGUGAGCGGUCAGGGACCUGGCGCCGUCACCGUGACUGACCGUGGCAGGCGGGCCUGAGCCAUGCCGCCCUCUCACGGCCGAGCCUUCCUCUGCUGACUGCUGGUGUGUCAGGUUGCUGGCAUCUCCGAGGCUGCCUGGAGCCCAGGGCCCCGGCCUUGGCCUCGGGUCACACUCUGGGCUCUGCCCUCCAGUUCCUGGAGGUGUCAUAUGCAGUGGCAGCUUCGGUGACACACUCAGAGUGGCUUGUUUUAAAUUGUCUGAGUUUCGGUUCAGUGGACAUUUUACCGCGUCACCAGGAGAAUGUGUCACUUUAUUCCAGCAUUUAGCGCAUUUUUUUUAUAGAAACACUUUGGAUGAGCCAAGACCUCCCUCUCCUAUUUAAGUAAACUCAGAGUGCCCCUUUUUUCUUACAAAGAACUUAUGGUGGGGGUCCUGUGAGAGGUGACACGACGCCUUCCUCUGUUGAUGGGGGUUGGAGGACUGGCUUUCCAGUGGAAGACGACACGAGCGCCUUAGAGGACAGUUGGCCACCAGACACUAACCCCCGACCUCCAGACGCGCUCUCAGGUGCCCAGAGGAGCAGCCGCCAUGCAGCUUGGGGUGCUGGGCUUGCUUACAACGACACUGGGUAUUUAUUUGUACGCAGACCACAGGGGAAGGUCACUGUCAUCCCUGUAGACAUCGUUCACCCCAACUCUUCCCACAUAUGAAUUAAAAAAUGCUAAUGAAGUUGUCCUUUGGGCUUUUUAAUGGAAGGCCUGGCGCGUGUGGCAUCACCGUGGAGGCGGUUUCUUCUCGGCACGCCAGCCGCUCCGGAGCAGGAUAAACUAGGAGUGGCCACCGGUCUCGGGUCAUCAUCUCCUUUUCACCUGGAGCAGGCGGAAGGGGCAGCUGCAGAGACGCCAAGGCACAGGCAGGACUGGGGCGAAGGUGCCUCGCAGACACCCCACUACUGACCUUCUGGAAGGCUGCUGGCAGCUUUCCACCACCCUGCUCUUUUUAAUAACUGUACAUAAUCAGUGUGUUUGUUUCACCUGCUCAUCUUCUAAACUGGUGGGCCCCGUAGUGCAUUUUCACUGUUAGAUUUUUGCCCCCUACACGUGUACCCAACCUGCAAUAAACUCUUCCUUAUUGAGAAAAAGUAA